This is a messenger RNA of Schistosoma turkestanicum, 2697 nucleotides long. The record is from the annotation of a GenBank genome assembly. NCBI's taxonomy places the organism in Eukaryota, Metazoa, Platyhelminthes, Trematoda, Strigeidida, Schistosomatidae.
GUAAACAAAUGUUGCCGUACAACUAAAACUCCUUUGAUCGUUUUCAUGGUUUGCGUUCGUUGUUGUCACGAAAUACAUUUUUAUAUCUUUCACAUAAACAGUUGUUUAAUCACAGCUUAACUUUGUUCUUAUCCAGCAUUAUCAGGCAUGUUUGUCAAAACGUCAUAUUCCUGUACGGUUGUCCCUGUAAAUUUCGUAAUCUCCCAAUUCUGGAGAAACUUUCAUUGACUUUAGAAGACUUUAAUAAUGAAUUACGGAUGACAUGAAACAAAAUUUCAUAUUUUUCAGUCUAGAGAAAAAUAACUUUACAAGUUAGGCCCACUACUUACACAAAUUCAGGAUAAUGGGUUAUUCUAAUAGUCCCAGUUUAGGUAAUUCAUCUUUGCGUCCAAUUUUCACUCGAAUUUAAGUCUGCUUCAGCGACCAUGAUAGUGCAGCUCUAAGUACAGUUAACUGUAUUAUAAGAAAUCUAGGUCGUAUUGUGAGCGGCAAUUAUUUCAUAAUUUAGUCUUCAAAAACUUAAAGUUAGUGGAUUAGCAUUGUCCUCCACUGGCAUAUUUAACUCAGCAUUCUAUAACACUAUGUAGUCCAACUGGUCUUUUUUUCUAAUAUCGUUUUAGAUCCAAAGUUAUUGAAAAUACUAACCUAUCUGAUAUUGUGCCUCACUCAUUUUCGUUGUCGAUAUGUCAGUUCUACAUAUUCGAAUUACCUGAAUAAACUUCCGCUGGACUGUUCAUUUUUGUGAGAGUUCUCACCAAAUUAAUUUAAACUGUGCAUUAUUUGGAACCUAGCUACAUGCUGUUCUGCUACUUGCCACGAAAAUUUCUCGGAUCUUUCGGCAGACAAUCAUUUUACAAACUGUCAUCCUACUAUUUAUUAAAAUCCAAUCCAUGUGUUAAUUUCCAACAGAAAAUUACAGUUCAUGGCCCCUACCGUAACCGCUACACACAUUACAAAAAUGCCUAUCCUGUAGACAACUCUUUAUACUUUAAGUAUUACUUUGGAGCUUUAACGUGCGCCUUUUUAUUAUAUAUUUCUAUAGGAUUCUCUUAUUUCGAGCGCAAGAUCUAUAAACCCUACAUUGGAAAAGAUACUAAAAAGAAAUGCAAUGUAUUAAAUGCGAAAUGUCAGUCAGAGAUUUCUGGCUCAGAUGAAGAAGAGCUACAACAAAACGACUCUGUAAGGAAAAAGCAUGUUGGAUUUCGAGACAGAAAGUUCAUUGCAUAUGAAAACCGAAUUCGAGCCUACUCUACACCGGACAAGAUCUUUCGUUAUUUCGCGACCCUAAAGAGCAUAGAAGAAGACAGCGAAACAAUUUAUAUGACUCCUGAAGACUUCCUUCGUUCAAUUACUCCGGGUAUUAAACAGCCUGAUGGUUUAGAUCUGGAUUCGUUCAAACGAUAUGAUCCAAAGACUGGAUUAGUCUGGUUCCAUAACAAGAGUGAAAAAUUAAAUUUGGGUAUACCUAAAGAAUCAGUAUUUUAUAAGCUUUGCGAUCAAGCUUUAAUCACAUUCACUGAUUUCAUAUUUCUAUUAACUGUACUUUCAACACCUCGCCGACAAUUUGAAAUAGCUUUCCGUAUGUUUGAUAUUAAUGGGGAUGGGGAGCUAGACAUAAACGAAUUUGAAGUAGUACGUUCUGUUAUCAUGGGUACAACUGCAAUGGGUCGUCGUCAUCGAGAUAAUUUAACAACAGGUUGUACUUUGAAACCAAGUAGUUGUAACAGUGCUUUCAAAAGUUAUUUCUUUGGUCCAAACGGUGAUCAAAAGUUGCCAAUCAGUAAAUUUCUUCAAUUCCAUUCUGAUUUACAGGAGGAGAUUAUGCGUUUAGAGUUUGAAAGAGCUGAACCAAAGAAUGGGAAAAUUUCUGAAGUUCAGUUUGCCAACUCUCUACUUGUCUAUGCUGGAUUUUCUGAAAAUAAAAGACGUAAAAUGAUUCGUCGAGUAAAAACGAAAUUCCCAGUAGAUUCUGAUCAGUCUAGUGGCAUCACUUAUAAAGAUUUUUCUGAUUUCAGUCAUUUACUUCGAUCUAUUGCUGAUGUGGAUACAGCUUUAACAUUUUAUCAUAUGGCUGGUGCAUCAAUUGAUCAAGAUACUUUAAAUCAUGUUGCUUUAACUGUAGCCAACCUUCACUUGUCACCACAUGUUUUAGAUGUGGUUUUCACUUUAUUCGAUGAGAAUAAUGAUGGACAAUUAAGUUAUCGUGAAUUUGUCGGUGUUAUGCGACAUAGACUUUUACGUGGUUUGGAUAAACCGAUGGAUACAGGUUUUAUUCGAUUACUUAAUGCUUUGCUCCAUUGUACUAAAGAACAAAUCAUUCUUGGAGUUAAUUCUGCUUAUAAUAAAGAUGUUUGAAAAGUUAACUAUACCAUGACUGUGAGGAUGGAUUUAUAGUUAUAUAUGAAUAAAAAGAAUUUUAUGUGGGACAAUGUAUCUACUAUCUAUUUCUCCUGCUCAUAUGGAAUAAAUCAUGCUUCAUACAUUUUAAUUACACUGGAAUAUCUUGUAUCGUAUAUGUGUGUAUACGUUAUUUCACAUGUUCACAUCCUUAUACACACUGUUGUUAUACUGCAUUAAUUUCAAAAAAAAUAAAAUGCUUAAUAAUAAUAAUAAUAGUUUUGUUUUUCUCCAAUUUUCAUUUCUAUGAUUACAUAUUAUUCUUUGUUUUCGUCUGAAUGUGUAUUUUUUUUUCGAUCA